This is a messenger RNA of Closterium sp. Naga37s-1, 1755 nucleotides long. NCBI's taxonomy places the organism in Eukaryota, Viridiplantae, Streptophyta, Zygnematophyceae, Desmidiales, Closteriaceae. The record is from the annotation of a GenBank genome assembly.
AUGAGAGUGUGCGGCCAAGCGUGUGUGUGCUCAAGGGACGUGGAUGGUAACGCCAUGCUUGCGGACCCCUACACCAUUGCCCAUGCACCAUGCCACAUCAAACCCCUCCAGCCCAUGAGUUUUUUCCUUUGCUCCACGUCUUCCCCCUCUUAUACCAUCCCCCCAUUCUCCUUUCCCCCCUACCCCACUGGCCACCACCAGCCCCACGGCAAGCGGCAUAUGCUCUCCACGGACUUCCUCGUGGCAAGCGGCGCAUGCUGUGUGCGGACGUGUACGCGCUGGCCACGCCCUUCGUCCCUUCCCCCCACCAUGCCUGCCCUAUGCCAUCCCUUUCCCCACCAGCCCCGUGGAAAGCGGCGCAUGCUGUGCACGGCCGUGUACGCGCUGGCCACGCCCUUCCACCUGGUGGUGCGCGUGCUGCCCCUCGCCCUGCCCCACCCCAUCACUGCUGCACCCGCCACUCCUGUCCUGAGGCCAAUUUCUCCCCCCUCCUCUUCCCGCCAUUCCCACCCCUCCCAUCCAACCCUGCAGGUGCAGCAGUGGGGCGUGGCUGUGUUUCGCCUGCCCCACGGGCUGUGGGGGGCUGUGACGGCGCUGCUGCAGCUGCUGCCUCUGGCAUCGGAUAGCAGCGUGGGCGAGGCGGCUCAACUGCGCUUCCUGCAACAGCACAUGCACGCCUCCUUCCACCCCCAUGUACCCCUCGCCCCGCCACCCGACCUCUCUCUCCCUGCCGCCACGGCCUUCCUCUCAAGCGGUGAUCUGCUGCUGACGAGCAAGUUCCGCGGGCCGUGGGGCCUCUUUGAGACCAUUGAGAAGUGGGUCACUGGCAGCUAUGCUGCUCAUGCCGCCCUGCUGCUGCGCACUGAUGCCGCGGGGGUGGGUGCGGUUGGGGGAGGUGAUGGGGGUGAUGGGGGUGAAGGAGUGGGGGAGGUGAGGGAGGGGGAGCUCUGGGUUGCAGAGAGUGGGCGGAUUAGCGUGGCAGGGCGGCCGGAGAUUGCGGUGGAGCGGUUUUCAGAAUGGUAUAGUCGGAUGCAGAGGGAUCCGAGUGGGCAGCACGUGGUGGUGCUACGGCUGGGGGAGGAGGGGUGGCGGCGGUGGGACAAUGGGCGCGCGUGGGCGUUCGUGGCAGCGCUGGCAGCCGUGUGGAGCCGAGUGCAGCCGGAAUAUGCCGCCCGCAUAUGGAACGAGGCCCUUAACAGACGCCUGGGGACUCAGAACCUCUCGCUAGAGCAAGUGUUGGUCGAGUGUCAGCGCCGAAACAUUUCGUUCGGGCAGCUGUUGGCGCUGCCCGAGCAGGACAGCUGGCGCUACAGUGACGGGCUGUCGCUGUCGUGUGUGGCGUUUGCGCUGCGCGUGUGGAAGGAGGCGGGUGUGUUUGGCCCCAUGGGGGAGCACAUCAACGUCAGCGAAUUCACGAUACGAGACGCCUACCAGCUGCAGCUCUUUGCUUCCAACGCCUCCCACCUGCCCUCCUGGUGCUUCAGCCAAGACCAAUCAGAGGAGGAGCAAGCAGGGCAGCAGGAAGAGCAAGAACAGCAUAGAAGAAGGGAGAGCAGUGGAGGGAGGAAAGGGGGUGAUAAGGAGCGUGGUAGGGAGCAAGGAGGGGAGGGGGCGGGUGGUGUGCGGGCGUGGUGUCAGCUGCUGGGCAAGUGGCGCUUUGACCUACCUGGCUUCAACUCCAUCCCUCUCUACGACCACAUGAACGAACGAUGCCCCACCCUCCCCCCUAACUACAUGCGGCCGUCUUUCUGCUGA